AUGGCAACGCCUCUCUCCUCCGCUCCGCCUCCCUUCGUCCCAGUCCAGCUGGAUCCCACCAAGGAUUCCGGCAAGGACACCGAAGGCACCUCAGCUAUCCCGGAGAAAACCUCCGAGGCGGAACAAGCAGAGAAGAAGGCGGAAGAAAUCGCUGCCAAGAAAUCCAAACUCGAAGCCCUCGAGGAAAGCGAACUCGGAACUCUCGUCCGGGUCCCUACCACGGGCAACACGGAUCCAGAAGCAGCAUCAGAGGCGGAAGCCCACGACGCUCCGCGCCCUUCUAAGAGGAAGAAGCCUGCUCCCUCCAGUCCCGCCGUGAAACGUGCCCGCGAAGUGCUCAGCACUGCGGCUACUCGGAAAGCGGAGGCGGAGAAAAAGCGGCUCAAGCUUAUCGACACUAGCAACAAAGGCCAGCCCGACAUCCAACAGUUCUUCAAGCCUUCCGGUUCCGGAAGCCAGCCCCCCAAAGCUCCAAGAAUCCUGAAGAAGAAGGUCAAGCCGUCUCCGGCUUCAGUCCCUAUUACACCUGAGGUGGAGGUCCCGCCCAAAGCCUCAUCUGCCUCCAAGCCGGAUCCCAAGGACGUCAUCAACCUCGAUGAUCUUCCUGAAGACCCCGUCGGCCACGGCGAUUCCGGCAAGGGCGCCUCCUCGUCUGCCCCUCCGCCUGAUCAACCAAGCGCCACCUUCGCGGGGCCUACGGAGGAAGAGUAUGAGCAGAAAGUGCAGCUCAUCCACACCUCCAGCACGCUUCAGGCUAACCCUCAACCAGCUCCGUCUCUGCAAAAACGUUCCCUUGCAGAACGCCACACGGAAGUUUCCGCCAUGUUGGACAAGGUGUGGGGGAAGUCGAACGUGGAGAUGCAGGAGCUCACGGAACUGGAGGACGAAGAAACUGCCAAGCACUCCGCCUUCGACGAUCUGUCCGCUAAAGUCAAGGUGCUCGAAGCGGAGAACGAAUCCCUCAAGGCCUUAAUCAAAGAAUCCUCCGGCAAGGAGAAUGAGGCGAGGAAGGAGCUUUCCGAGAAGCAUGCCCGCGACAUGGCGGAACUGAAUGAUAAACUGAGGAAGAGCCAAAGUCGGGGAACUGAACCCCAUUCUUCCACGGCGAGCCUUGGCUUCGAGUGGACGAAAGAGUCAAACCUCAAGAGGACGGAGGCAUAUGACGAAGCGCGGAUUUCCAUCGACUCGCUAUUUGCAUCCUAUCGCGGAAUCGCCAAGACCCUGUCUUUGAAGAGGGCCAAAACUUCAGUGAUCGACACGAUGACCAAGCUAAUGGAGCAAGUGCCGUAA
Lolium perenne is the source of this 1290-nucleotide messenger RNA. Lineage: Eukaryota; Viridiplantae; Streptophyta; Magnoliopsida; Poales; Poaceae. The record is from RefSeq and is a predicted model, not a curated record.